CCCCGGGCCGGCGCGGGCGCUGGGGCUCGAGGCGGGGUGAUGGCUUCCCCGCAGCGGGCAGCCAGGCAGGCGGCCGCCAGUCUCCACCUGCCGGUGAACACCACCACCGGAGUCAGGGUCGUUCAGUACGAACGCGAAGACCCCUUAGAGUCCUUGGUCGCGGAGGCGUUGGCGGCAGCCAUGGAGGAGGAACUGAAGACUGGGAUGCGGCAGGCGCGGGCGUCGGCUGGCAGUAACCGCUCUCCUGUGGAAAAUGAAGGUGUGACGUUCCAGGACAUCAUGAACUUUUCUGAUAUUUACCGCUCCAAUGAAGAGUAUUUCAGGAAACUCAAAGAGCUGAAGGCUGCCCAUGUAGAAACCAUGGCAAAAUUAGAGAAAAUGUACCAGGACAAGCUAAAUAUAAAAGACAUUCGGCCAGUGGUCAUCAGGGAAGAGUCCUCUAGUGUCUCCUCUAGUUCUGCAUCGGAACAGAACUGCGCUCACCCUGUCAUGUUAGUGACGUCGUUUUCAGAGCCUCAGAUAGGCCGGUCGCCCUCGCUGUCCACUACUUCUGACGAGGAUCUGCCCAGCCUGGAGAGAGAGACUCCCAGGGAGAGCAGAAUGGCAGCCUAUGCGAGGGAGCUCAUCAACAACAUGUGGGUUGGCUUUUCCGUAGAAGAUUACAUUCAGUAUGACUCUGACGUCCAGAGAGCUAAGAAAACAAGGAAGAAACCCAAAUCCUGGGUGCCCACGAUCACAGUGCCUGUGCCCUUUCAGAUGACAGUCAGAGAGCAGAAGAGGCGAGAGGAGAUGCUGAAAGCAAGGUCAGGUCUGGAAAGUCGGCAGAAGCUGCCCAAGAGGGACGACGAUGAGGACGAGGCUGAGUGUAAGAAGAAAUUUCGAGCCAACCCGGUCCCCUCUUGUUUGCUCCUCCCCCUUUAUGAGGAUCUGGUCAGACAGAGUGAAGAACGGAGGAGGACCGCCAGGGAGAGGAGCAAAGCCGAGCUCCUGUCCUCCCAGAAGCCUUUUAAGUUCAUUGCCAGGGAGGAACAGAAGCAAGCAGUCCGCGAAAAGCAGCUGAGAGACCUUUUUAAGUCGAAAAGGAAAACGAAGCGGUUUAAAGCCAGACCUGUGCCUCAUUCUAUUUACAGGGCAGCUGCAAAUGACAAGUCAAAGGAGGAGGAGCUCGGUAGGAACGCCAGGACGCAGUCGAGGGACCGAGAACUGCUGCCGAAUUCCUCCGGGCGCUGUAGGCCGGCUUGCAGACAUUUACGGGACCCCCAAAGUACCGAAAAGCCGAGGGGUAGACACAGGUGUAGGUGCCUGAGCCCGAAUGAUGGAGACUUGCCUGAGAAGCACCCGAAGGCGCCGUACUCAGAACACAGCUUUCAGAAACGCUCGACUCUUCGUAAACAGCGUGGUCUUCACGAAUCCCCGUGUGACUCUGCUAAAAGACAGAAAGUCUUGGCAGACGUCGGAUCUGAUGAAGAAAAUCGGAAAGAAACAUGCUGGCUUUAUCUGUCUCCAAGGCGGAAGUCACCAGUCAGGGGUGCGUGUGCAAAGCCCAGGCCUUGUCAGAGCAACCCUCCGAUGUCCACCCAGUCUUCCCGAGGGCGGGAACAAGCCAUCAGGAAAUCACUUGAGGAAAAGAAAAUGUUGGAAGAAGAGAGAAAGCGGAUCCUAGCUAAACAGAAGCAAAGAAUGAAAGAAUUGCAGAAGCUCCUGGCAACCCGGGUUAAGGCUUAUGACUCACACCAGGGCUUAGCCCAGAUGUCUAAAUCCAGAGUAAACCAUCUCAGAAAGAGUGAGAAGGCAAGGAUGAAAGAAUAUUGGCAAGAACUGGAAGAGCGAGCUGAGAAGCUGCAGAAGAGGCCGCUGCUGUUUGAACGAGUUGCCCAGAGGAAUGCAAGGAUAGCAGCGGAAAAGCGCUAUGCUAACACCCUAAAAGCACUAGGACUGCCUGAGGAGUUUGUUUCAGAGAAAGGCCGUGGUGGAAAAGUGCCUGAGGACUUCACCAGGCAAGAGCUGAGAAGCCGCACGUCGGAUAAAGAAAGCUCUUAUGAAGAAGAAAAAGAGAAUGAGGAUGAAAACUGUUUAAGUGAUGCCAACAGCCAGGAUUCUUGCAAGGAAAACACUGAAGAUGUUAAAGAAAGCAGAGAAGAAAAUUCCGAAGACUGAACCCGAAUCACAAGGCUGCCUCUCCCUGAGCCUUUCUGUGUGCAGCCUCAGGGUCAGGACCUCAGCCCUGCCCUUGUGGUGUCGUGAGCAUGUGCUGGGACAGCUCGCACACAUGUAGGACUGCUGAACCAGGACAUCAUGUCUGGGACAGGCUGAGUCCACACAGCGGGUGACUGUUUGCUCGAUGACAGCUGUGCCCCCUGCAGUGUGGAAAUCGCUCUGUAUGCUGCUUGUGGUUCUGUUUGUGUUUUCGAAAGUGUUUGCGGAUUAGAGAGCCACAGCCAUCACAGGUGGAUCAGUUCUGGGAAUGCACAUUCGCAUUUGGUAGGGAAGAGUUUGGUAUUGAGAGACCUAUUAGCUUUUGAAGAUCUAUUUUUAAUUUUACUAAGUAUUUUCAAUUUUCUCUGAACCAUUUUUAAAUAUGUAAUAUACAGAAAAAGAUAGGUACUUAGAAAUUCACAGUAAUUUCUGCACUGAAAAUCUACUGCUAAAUUGUCCACACUAUGGCUACGUUUUCUUCCUCCCUCCCUCCCUCCCUCCCUCCCUCCCUCCCUCCCUCCCUCCCUCCCUUCUUUCUUUCUUUCUUUCUUUCUUUCUUGAUUUUGCCCUUUUUUUGGUGGAGAUUAAAUCCAGGGCUUACACAUACUUCACAUGAAUUCUACCAUUGAACUACACCCCUAAUGCCCCUAAUUUUUUUGACAGGUAAAGUAUUAAGGUAAUUUAUGUUACUUUUAAAAAUCCUGUGUAUUAUUGCAUAUAGAGUCAUUUUGGCCUUGGUGUGUGGUAGUCUGUUUGUUUGUUUGGUUUUGGUUUUUUUGUUUUGUUUUUUUUUUUUUGUUUUGUUUUUCGAGACAGAGUUUCUCUGUGGUUUUGGAGCCUGUCCUGGAACUAGCUCGGUUUUGGUUUUUUGAUACAGGGUUUCUCUGUGUAUCUCUGGCUUUCCUGGAACUUGUUCUGUAGACCAAACUGGCCUCAAACUCAGAGCUCCGCCUGCCUCUGCCUCCAGAGAGCUGGGAUUAAAGGCAGCACCCCCACUACUCAGCGUGUGUGGUAAUCUUAACUGAGAGAUACAAGCCCCUGUUCUAAAUAUGCUGAAAUUGUCAUCCUAAUUUGCCAAAGGAAAAUCCUAAAAGUAAUUCAAAUUUACUGUUUUUAUUGCUAACUUACUUGUGCUUAACUAUGUACACACUGUUGCAAAUUUACUGUCACUGUUCAAGGUUUAAUUUGAUCUUGAGUCAUUUUUCCCUCUUUAAGCACAUUUCUGUUUUGGAAAUUAAAGCUCAUCUUUAAAAUGCUUCAGGGUAAGACAUUGCGUGUCUAACAAUUAGCUUUACAAAGGACGAAUAAUAGAGGCGGGUGAGGGCCUCUCCCAGCCACCUCAGUACGCUUGGUAAGGUGUGUUCUCAGCUGGGGCGCUUGUUCAGUCACUCGCCAGUAUUUUUAGAUCGCAGCAUUUGAGAAGAGUUGCGUUCGUGUUGCAUUAGCGGCUCACGCAGGGUCGUGCAUGCGGUAGACAACUUAAUGCAGGUCUGGAUAAGUGGAUGAAUGGCUUCCAAUUAUAGCUACUUCAGAGUGAUUUAGAAACAUUUCCAACUUACUGAGGGCUUGUAAAACAGCCCACAAACUGUCAUAUUUAGAAGGUUACUUCUCUCGAUUUCAUGGAGAGAGUGUGGUUUGAGGACAGUAACGACUUCAGGAUCGGUCUUCAGUUUUCUUACCUGCUGAGAUGUGGAAAUCUGUAGCAGCCUGCUCCUAGUGCAGGGGAGGAAACCCGGGCAAAGCCCCUCCCCAGCCUCUUUGUUGUUUUCUGUCGUUUGGCUUUGCUUGUUUGUUUGAGAGCUUGCUUUGUAGCCCAGAUUGGCCUCAAAUUUUCAAUCCUAUUUUAGCCUCCAGAGUGCUAGAAUUACAGAUGAACAACCCAUCCCCAAGACUUUAUACUUUUUCCUUCCUUCCUUCCUUCCUUCCUUCCUUCCUUCCUUCCUUCCUUCCUUCCUUCCUUCUCCUCCUCCUCCUCCUUGUUCUCCUCCUCCUCCUUCUCCUCCAGGGUGUAGCCUUGGCUGUUCCAAAUCUUAUUCUGUAGACCAGGCUGGCCUCAAACUCAAAGAUCUGCUUGUCUCUGACUCUCUGUGUACAUCUGUGUGCAGGUAUGUGAAUGUGAAUUCAGGUGCCUAGGGAGGUCAGAAGAGUGUGUCAGCUUCCCUGGCAUUGGGGUUCCAAGUGUUUUAAGCUGACUGCUGUUGGGUACUAGAAGCCAAGCUUGUGUCCUUUGCAGGAGCAGUGCAUGCUCUUAGGCACUGAGCCGGCUCUCCAUGUCCAACCAGCUUGAUACUGUAAUUGCAAAAUUAUCAUUAGGUCUCAGGAAUGAUCUCCAAAAAAGACCAAGAAAAGAAUAUGGCUCAUGGUUUGGUUGGCAACUAUUUUCUUCCUUUUUUAUAAUUUUUUUUAGAGAUUUAUUUUUACUUUAUGUGUGGGUUUCUGCCUGCAUGUGUCUUGUCUGUAUACCAUGGACAAUAGAGUGCACUGGGAAUAGGGUGUCAGAUUUCCUGGAACUAGAGUUGCCAUUGGUUGUUAACCUCCUGAGGGUGUUUGGAAUUGAACCUGGGUCCUCUGGAGCGGCCAGUGCUCCCAAAGGCCUCUUACUGUGUUUUUAUGUUGCUGAGGCUGGCACUGUGCUCAAUGAAGACAGAAAGAAAACCCUCUAUUCUGAGCUUUCCUUGCAGCUAGGAGGGUGUAUUAUACCAUAUUAGCCAGGAAGAAGUGAGCUUGGGAACCCUCUGGAGGGUCUUAAUUCAAGAGAUGUAGCUGGAUCCUUGUCUCCACUGUCUGCGAUGCCGAACAUGCAGCGAGAGUCAUCAUUUACUGUUUGAGGACUGCUUACUUUUCCAAGAAGAAAGGUAACUGCGUUAACCUGUGAGGAUGGAACCACAAAAUAGGCUGUCAACGUGGAGCACAGCACCGGAGCCUUGCUUGAGUAAUAUUUCUGUUCUCUUUGGACUAUUAAUAAAGAGCAUGACCACCUCUUCUUGGGGACUGUUGACUGUUAAGAGUCACUUGGGAGGGGUGCCAUUGCUGCUACGGGCCUGUUGUAAAGAAGGGGUCCUGAGGAAAAGGAAGGUAUUGAGGGUGAAUAUAGACCUUGUAUGUGUGUGCACAACCCAGCAGGUAAAGGAAAAGAGCGUGGUGUAGUUUGCCACAAAGAUAAGCUAUCUCAUCAUGCUUUAGGAUGGAAGAAACUACAGCUCCCAUCUGCCACCCCUGAAGGCUGUGCCAAGAGAUGUGUGGCAGGAAGCAGGGCAGGAGAGAACCAAAGAAAGUCAGUAUUCCAGACAUGAUGGCUCAGCUCCAUCUUGUAAUCCCAGCGCGCAAGAGGCUGGGGCAGGAGAAUUGCUUUGAGUUCAAGGCAUCCUAGGCUACAUAGAGAG
This is a messenger RNA of Chionomys nivalis (European snow vole), 5579 nucleotides long. It is a transcript of the gene Fam161a, whose product is annotated as FAM161 centrosomal protein A. NCBI's taxonomy places the organism in Eukaryota, Metazoa, Chordata, Mammalia, Rodentia, Cricetidae. The coding region runs from base 40 to 2157 and encodes 705 amino acids. The record is from RefSeq and is a predicted model, not a curated record. Gene Ontology annotation, cellular component: photoreceptor connecting cilium; cilium; ciliary basal body. The transcript is spliced from 7 exons. Gene Ontology annotation, biological process: cilium organization.